Trichoderma gamsii is the source of this 867-nucleotide messenger RNA. RefSeq lists its product as hypothetical. The transcript is spliced from 2 exons. The coding region runs from base 1 to 867 and encodes 288 amino acids. Lineage: Eukaryota; Fungi; Ascomycota; Sordariomycetes; Hypocreales; Hypocreaceae. The record is from RefSeq and is a predicted model, not a curated record. Gene Ontology annotation, biological process: maturation of LSU-rRNA from tricistronic rRNA transcript (SSU-rRNA, 5.8S rRNA, LSU-rRNA); box C/D snoRNP assembly; snoRNA localization. Gene Ontology annotation, cellular component: pre-snoRNP complex; nucleus.
AUGGCGUCAGAGGCUCUCCACGACGAGGCUGAAAUGAGCUCUACCUCUUCAGCUACCGCGGAGAUGCCCGGCGUCGAGGCUUCCACGAGCUCUGCCGACGAGAAGAACCCAGUCUCCAGCUCCAGUGGCCAGCAAGCGCACGUGUCAGACGCGAAUGCGGAAGCAAACCAGCAGAAUGGCAAUGGCGACGGCGAUGCUGAUGCGGCGACGACGCAGGCGCCCUUAGCGCGCAAGGCAAAUGCUAACCUUUGUGGUGUUUGCGAGGUCAAUGCUGGCAAAUACAAGUGUUCGCGAUGUCGGCUUCCAUAUUGUUCAGUCCCAUGUAGCAAAGCCCAUCAGCAAAACCAUCCUCCCGAUCCUCCAAAGCAAGAAAAGCCAGCAGACCAGACCCCAAUUGCGCCUCCUCCACCAACUACAACAGCACACAUCGAUCCCUCAAAUCCCUUCAGCGCCCUCGCCACCUCAGACAAGCUCCAGCUCCUCUUCAAGAAAUACCCAAACCUACCAAACCAGCUCCUCGAGAUCCACGAUGCCACCCAGCCCCCGCCAGAAUCCCCAGACGCCGCUUCCAAAGCCAUACCUGCGUCGCUGAUGAAGGGCCUCCCCGCGAAUAGUUACCACAACGGCGUUAAGGGCCAGUGGAACCACGACAUUGGCAUCAAGAACGGCAAAGCUGCGCUGCGAAGGGCGCGAAAGGCGAGCGGCGAGGACGGCGAGGCGAUCCGCGAGUACACGGAGCUGAUACUGCAUAUUAUGAACCAGACAAAUGAUAGGAACGAUGCCGCGGCGUAUGUGCAGCGCCAGAUUGCUGAGCAGGAUACCGCUCUCAUUGAGCGCCUGCUAGCAGAGGAUCGACGAAAUCAAUAA